This is a messenger RNA of Pocillopora damicornis (cauliflower coral), 1643 nucleotides long. RefSeq names its product tartrate-resistant acid phosphatase type 5. Gene Ontology annotation, molecular function: acid phosphatase activity. NCBI's taxonomy places the organism in Eukaryota, Metazoa, Cnidaria, Anthozoa, Scleractinia, Pocilloporidae. The record is from RefSeq and is a predicted model, not a curated record.
ACUUAGUUUCUAAUGAAGAGGAGUUUUAGACUCUCUCGAAAGCUAGAUCGAUACAUAUCAAGUGUUUUAAAAAUUCGUGUAGAGAACGAACACGGAAGUUUUAGAAGAACUGCCUUCGCUGUCAACAGUUCUGAAGUCGGUAGUUUGCAUGAGGUGAUUAAAAUUGCAUUGUAAACAGCCUUCUGCCACGUCACCAGAGUGAAUACAAUAUUAUCAAUUCACAUGGUUUUUGAAAGCAGAAUCGAAAAUGCCACAGCGAGAUACUCGUUUCUUAUUAAGCAAUUAGUUCAAUUUUAUUAGAAGUGGCUCUGUAAUUUUAUCUGACGUCGAUGUUAGCUUUUGUACUAAGAAAUUUGUUAUCAAGCGGAGGAAUCGGGGCAAAAACUGUUUUCUUUUUUUCGUUUUGUCUGUUCUGCGGCCCUGUGUUAUAUAGUUGUUCCUUUGAAGUUCAAAGUCUGUGUCGAAAAUCUCAUAAAACGAUCGAUGUUUUACUACAGUCAAGAUAACAUUUUUAAAACAGAAAGAUCAAGAACUAACGAGGUUAAGAUUCAGAGCCUCAUAAUUUUUGAACGCUUUAACGCUGAGACCGCGGAGAGUUGGUUCCUUACCCAAUAUGUAUGCCGAUUCAGGAAAGGCACAAUUUGUUAUUGGGUUAGGUGAUAACUUUUAUGGCAAUGGCGUCAAGACCGUGGACGAUCCAAGAUUUACUACCACCUUUGAGCACGUGUACACGAACCCCACCCUUGUUUCAGCCACGUGGUACAUGAUCGCUGGAAACCAUGACCACGACUCGAACGUGUCUGCACAGAUAGCUUACACCAAGGUUUCCCGUCGCUGGCAUUAUCCAGAUUUCUUUUACAGUCAAGUGUUACAGAUUCCUGACACACUUAAGACUGUUCAACUUGUCAUGAUAGAUACAACUCUACUCUGCUGCAGAAAUCGAUGGAUGGAUAAAAUGAAGUUACCGAGUCAGAAACAACAGCUGAAGUGGCUAAAUAACAUACUCAGAAGUUCAACAGCGGAUUAUCUCAUAGUAGCUGGUCACCAUCCAGUUUUAUCAGCUGGCAUCCAUGGCAACACUAAGUAUCUUGUAUCUAAGCUCAAAUCAAUUCUGGAGGAGAAUGACGUCACGGUUUAUCUCAGCGGACACGAUCACAAUCUACAACACCUCAAAGAGCCAGACACGACGGUGCACUACUUCGUCUCAGGAAAUGGUAAUUUUUACAGUGGCAGGAAAGGAUACGACAAAGCCGUGCAGAAAUCACUCCUGUUUUUCAGUGGCGUUUCUGGAGGAUUUACGUUGCUCCACGCCACUCCUGAUUCACUUCAAAUCUCACAAAUUGACAGCAAUGGGAAGAAACUGAACACCACGAAGUUAAAAUCAAGGACCAAAACCGUGAAAGGGGUUAGAAAUUUCGACUUCUAUCCCAAAUGUGCUCCGUAUUUAGCCAUUUUGCUGGUUGUUGUUGGUACUCUUGGAGCAAGAAGUCUUAUACAUGCAAUUAGGCCGUUGAAAACUGGAAGCCGAAGGUGCUGGAACAGGACUGACAGCUUGAGAGGAAAAUGUUUAAGGCUCUGCAAUAAUAAGAGACCAUAUUUGAAGGAAAUAGUUAUUUAGUUCUUUUUAUUAGUAUGCAAAAAAA